GAGCCGGGGCGAAAGCCCCGAAAGGCCGGAGCAUCUCCUCUCUCGCUUUCUCUCCCUCCGCGUUCCCGAUCACGCUUCUUGCCUCCGAUCGCCGACCGGAAAUACCUGGGAUUUCCGGCGAGGAAUGGAGAAGCCAACCGGAGAGAGCGAGCUGCUCCAGGAGGCUUCAAGGGUGCUGGAGCGGGCGAAGGAGCUUCAGGACUCGGCGUCGUCCCUCAUCUCCAAGACGAAGAGCGAGGAGCAGUCUCUCUGCCACAGGGCCCUCGCCCUCGACUCCGAAAUACAGCGGCUCAGGCGUUCCAGUUGUGCCGCUGCGAAGGCGGGGACCGUCGAUUACCGGACCGUAGAUCAGAUGGAGGAGAAGUUGUUUAAAGCUAAAUGCGUGAUGAGCGACGGCGACGUAUCUUCGUUUCUCCCUGUCAAGUCCAAUGAUAGAUUUCUUAGGAUGUUCCUUGGGCCCAUUAACGUACGCGCAAUCAGAAAGGAUGUGCAGCUGAAAAUGAAGGAGGAGUACAAUAGUUUCAGGGAUCGCACAGCCAUCUUGUUUAUGCUAUUCCCUUUCAUACUUCUCUCGUUGCGGAAUUGGUUUUGGGAUGGAUGCUUUCCUGCACUUCCAGUUCAACUAUAUCAGGCCUGGCUGCUAUGUCUAUACACAAGUUUGGCCUUGCGAGAGAAUAUAUUAAGAGCAAAUGGGAGUGAUAUUCGUCCUUGGUGGGUAUACCAUCACUACUGUGCUAUGGGAAUGGCUCUGAUAAGUCUCACAUGGGAUAUAGAAGGAGAACCUGAUUGUGCCCGUAAGCAGAGAGGAGUCCAGCUUUUUUUGGCCUGGGCAAUGAUGCAAGGUGUGGCAAUGCUUCUUCAAAACAGAUAUCAAAGGCAAAGGUUGUAUACACGUAUUGCAUUGGGAAAGGCAAGGAGAAUGGAUGUUGUCUGGGGGGAAACUGCUGGUGUUGAAGGUCAACUAUGGCUUUUGUACCCGAUUCUUUUCAUAUUGCAGGCUUUUGAGGCAUAUGUUGGUGUAUUGUUGCUUCAGACUGCAGUUUCUGGGGUUGUUUCUGAAUGGCAGGUCGUGGUUUGCGGAACCCUUCUGGUUGCUAUGGCAAUAGGAAACUUCAUCAACACAGUCCAGACUCUUAUGGCAAAAUCGAGGUUCAAAGCAAUGAAGAGAAGCAGAAGCAAGCAGGAUUUCGACCAUGGUCAACCCACAAGCCCUUCUGCAUUAAGAGAUUCUUCCUAGUCCUUAUAUAGUUAUCGGAUGACCUCUGUAGGCUUAUCCUUUCAAGCUGUCUAGUAAAAAUUUUCCAUUGUAAAAAAGGUGCAUUUUUUCCCUUUUCCGGCAAGAUUUUAUGCCGGUGUUGGUAUUGGUCCCCUUUUUAGGUCAAAUCUUUCAAUGUGUUUCACUAGCAGUUGCUAUGUAGGGCCUACUCAAAGCUGCUUUGCUUGACGGUAUACGUCACUAUCUAACAAAAUUAUUGAGCUUUUGCUUCCUGUCAUAAAGAAGGCCGAGUUUUCUUGCUCUAA
Molecule: messenger RNA, 1521 nt
Organism: Nymphaea colorata (pocket water lily)
Lineage: Eukaryota; Viridiplantae; Streptophyta; Magnoliopsida; Nymphaeales; Nymphaeaceae
Exons: 10
Coding region: 125-1237 (370 amino acids)
Cellular component (GO): membrane
Source: RefSeq, a predicted model, not a curated record